Molecule: messenger RNA, 2995 nt
Organism: [Torrubiella] hemipterigena
Lineage: Eukaryota; Fungi; Ascomycota; Sordariomycetes; Hypocreales; Clavicipitaceae
Source: the annotation of a GenBank genome assembly
AUCAAUUCGAUUUCCACUUACAAUAUGCUCUAUUAAAUUGUGAAAUUCUUCCAGACACCGCUAUACCAGAAACUGCCCUUAUAGCAGCGACUCCACUAAGCCCUCCCUGUCCAGUGUACAAACCUCCUCAGACACGGAGCCAACUCUUGCUUCUUGAAGCUCUCUCCUCCCAUCGCAGCGUUUCCGCGACGCACUUUUAUCACGGCUCUUCUUUUCUUCGUUUGCUCCUUUUCUACUUCGUACCUUCUUUACGCUCUUUUGUAACCUUUUCUUACUCCUCUUUUCUUCUUCUACUCUUGUACUCUUCUUCUUGAAGUCGACGACACACAAUGUCGGCGCAGGGCGCACAAGGCUCCCUUCGCCAGCGAAAUGUUGGCAAGAAGAGCGGCUCACCUGGCCCGGUCAUCACGGAUAAUGAGGUCGACAAGCUUGCCAAGGCUGCUGCUCAGAAGAAGCAGGGCGCGGGCCGUGAGCUCGACCACAAGUUGGCCUUGUCCUUUGUCACCGUUCUAGCUUUCUUUACGCGAUUCUGGGGCAUCAGCCACCCCAAUGAAGUCGUCUUCGAUGAAGUCCACUUCGGAAAGUUUGCAUCAUACUACCUCGAGCGAACCUACUUCUUCGACGUCCACCCCCCUUUCGCCAAGCUUCUCUUCGCCUUUGUCGGAUGGCUUGUCGGUUACGAUGGAAACUUUCACUUCGAAAACAUUGGCGAUUCCUACAUUGCGAACAAGGUCCCCUAUGUUGCGUACCGAGCGUUGCCCGCCUUCUUGGGUGCAUUGACUGUUUCGGUCACCUACUUGAUCAUGUGGGAGUCUGGCUACAGUGUCCCCGCUGCUCUCAUCGCCUCCGGUCUGAUCCUGCUCGACAACGCCCACAUUGGCCAGACUCGCCUGAUUCUUCUUGAUGCUACCUUGGUCUUGGCCAUGGCCUGCAGUUUGCUCUUCUACAUCAAGUUCUACAAGCGCCGCCACGAGCCUUUCAGCCGUAAGUGGUGGAAGUGGCUCGUUCUUACUGGUUUCGCUCUUUCUUGUGACAUUUCCACCAAGUAUGUUGGUCUCUUUGCCUUUGUCACCAUUGGCUCUGCUGUCAUCAUUGAUCUGUGGGAUCUUUUGGAUAUUAAGCGCCCUGGAGGUGCUCUUAGCCUGUCGCUCUUUGCAAAGCAUUUUGCGGCUCGUGCAUUUGGUCUCAUCAUUUUGCCCUUCAUCUUCUACCUUUUCUGGUUCCAGGUUCACUUCGCGGUUCUCAGCCGAUCUGGCCCUGGCGAUGAGUUCAUGACUCCAGAAUUCCAGGAGACACUCAGCGACAAUGUCAUGCUUGCCAACUCGAUCGACAUCAACUACUACGAUACCAUUACUAUUCGCCACAAGGAAACCAGAACAUACUUGCACAGCCAUACCGACCGUUACCCUCUCCGCUACGAUGACGGCCGUGUUUCCAGUCAAGGCCAGCAGGUUACCGGCUACCCCUUCAACGACACCAACAACUACUGGCAGAUUCUCCCUGUGGACAACAAUGGCGAGACUGGUCGUCCUGUUAUGAACAACGCUGUUGUACGCCUUAAGCACACCGUCACUGAUACGGUUCUACUUUCUCACGAUGUUGCCUCUCCUUACUACCCGACCAACCAGGAAUUCACCACUGUUUCCCAAGAGGAGGCCUUUGGCGCCCGUGAGAACGACACGCUCUUUGAGAUCCGCAUUGAGCAUGGCAAGGAGAACCAGAACUUCAAGACCGUCGCUGCACACUUCAAGCUCAUUCACUUCCCUAGCAAGGUUGCCAUGUGGACUCAUACCAAGCCUCUCCCGGACUGGGGUCACAAGCAGCAGGAGAUCAACGGCAACAAGCAAAUUGCCCCUAGCUCCAAUGUUUGGAUUGCUGAAGACAUCACCUCGCUUCCUGCUGAAGAUGUUCGCCGCGAAAAGGAGGAGAAGAAGGUCAAGCAUGUUCCUUUCCUCAAAAAGUGGCUCGAACUCCAGAGCUCCAUGUUCUACCACAACAACAAGCUUACCAGCAGCCAUCCGUAUGCCAGCCAGCCUUACCAGUGGCCAUUCCUCCUUAGUGGUGUCAGCUUCUGGACGAACAACGACAGCCGCCAGCAGAUUUACUUUGUCGGUAACCCUGCUGGCUGGUGGUUCGCCAGCGCUCUUAUUGCCGUCUUUGUUGGCCUGAUUGCUGCGGAUCAGGUCUCUCUCCGUCGUGAUGUCGAUGCUCUCUCUCACCGUAAGUGCCACUAUUUCAAUGUUUUGUAUUGUGAUUCUAACGUUAUCAGGUACCCGCUCGCGCCUUUAUAACUCGACUGGCUUCUUUUGGCUUGCUUGGGCCACGCAUUAUUUCCCCUUCUUCCUCAUGGGCCGUCAGCUUUUCCUCCACCACUACCUCCCUGCUCACCUUGCGUCAUGCCUGGUUGCAGGCGCUCUGGUUGAGUUUGUGUGCACCUCUGAUGGCGAGGAGGAGAAGACAAGUCCCAAGGAGCACGUCACGGCCGCCAAGCGCUUCGCCGGCCAGAGCCUCUUGGUUUGCUGGGCCACCGCUGGAGUCAUCCUCAUUCUUGUUGCUGCCAACUGCUACUUCUUCCUGCCUCUUACAUACGGCUACCCUGGCCUUUCUGUUGCGGAAGUCAAUGCCCGCAAGUGGCUUGGCUAUGACCUGCACUUUGCCAAAUAAGCGCUGAUAUCCCCCCAUUGGAGGACUAGUACCAGCGCUCAGGCUAGAUGGAUGAUGACUAAAUAUUAUUGGUCUUUUUUUGCCAGACGUGGAAAAACAAUAAUUAAAAUAGACAAUGACAUGCUCUCCCAUAUAAAUCUCUACUUUUUUUAGCAUGUGGUUUAGGACCCUGGGUUACGUUAAAAGAUGGGGGGCUAUCUAUCCGUCAAUCGGGGUGUAAGGUUAGGACAGAUUUGCCAGAUAACGACAGAUGACGUAGAGUAACGUUGGUUCGGAUGAACUGUGUUAAUUUAAACCGCAAAAUUUAAAACAUAAUACUUUCUACUACACC